Fraxinus pennsylvanica is the source of this 579-nucleotide messenger RNA. NCBI's taxonomy places the organism in Eukaryota, Viridiplantae, Streptophyta, Magnoliopsida, Lamiales, Oleaceae. The record is from the annotation of a GenBank genome assembly.
AUGGCACAGGUCCCUAAUUUAGACAACGCACCUAUCAAUCUCACUACCACACGAGAUCAAUCUCAAAAUGAGCUGAUAAAUAUUCUGAAAAAUUACUGUUGUGCUAUCGAUGCUGCUGUUGCUAAUUUGGAUACUCUUGUUGAUGCCAGUCUAAAGGGAUUAUUGAUCUCAAGAACAAGGUCUGCAGUGGUAAUGAUAACAGCUUUGUUGUUUAUCAUUCAAAAAGGAAUCGAUCCUCCAUCUCUGGACCUUCUUGCUCGAGAAGGAAUAAUUGCCUUGCGGAGAGCGAAGAGGAGAAAUAUGGAAAGAUUGGUGUUGGCUUUUGGUGGAGAGGCUGUAAAUUCGGUUGAUGACCUAAACCUUGACUGCCUUGGCUGGGCUGGAUUGGUCUAUGAACAUGUCCUUGGAGAAGAAAAGUACACAUUUGUGGAAAAUGUGAAAAAUCCACACUCUUGUACAAUCCUCAUCAAAGGACCUAAUGAUCAUACAAUUGCUCAGAUUAAGGAUGCAGUUCGUGAUGGACUAAGGGCAAUUAUAACCGAUGAGCAGUUUUUCACCUUUACAAUCCUCAUCACCUAG